This is a messenger RNA of Caenorhabditis bovis, 468 nucleotides long. The record is from the annotation of a GenBank genome assembly. NCBI's taxonomy places the organism in Eukaryota, Metazoa, Nematoda, Chromadorea, Rhabditida, Rhabditidae.
AUGUCGAAGAAGACAUCGAAAUUGAGCACGCAUAAUAUGAUGAAGGUCUAUCCGGAAUAUAUGUUCAAUUUGCACGACGAGAACACACUUCUGGAGCAUUUGAGGACGGCUAUGAAGCGGAACGAGACGAGAAACGACGCGCAACUCGACUUUGAUUUUUUGACGACGGCGCGCGGUUUGAUGACCUACGGCGCCUCGUUUUUCGACGUCGACAUUAUCUCAAAGAGAUCGUCGAACGCUUGCCGACCGUGCCUCGCCGGUGUCAAUGAUCGCGGACUUCAUUUGAUAUUCAAACAGACGUGGGUUGUCAAGAAUUUGAGAUUCGACGAGUUCCAUCCGAUAUUUGUUAGCAAUAAUGUGCUUGAGAUCGACGCGCUUCGAUCAAGAGAUGAGUAUUAUGUAUUGGCGUCGCCGCAGAUCAAAUUCCUGAAGGCGAUUUUGCAGAAAUUCCAAAAACGGGUUCAUUGA